This is a messenger RNA of Pyrgilauda ruficollis (rufous-necked snowfinch), 2987 nucleotides long. It is a transcript of the gene LIMS1, whose product is annotated as LIM zinc finger domain containing 1. Gene Ontology annotation, cellular component: cytoplasm; focal adhesion; cell-cell junction. Gene Ontology annotation, biological process: positive regulation of integrin-mediated signaling pathway; positive regulation of substrate adhesion-dependent cell spreading; cell-cell adhesion. The transcript has 11 exons. The record is from RefSeq and is a predicted model, not a curated record. The coding region runs from base 243 to 1439 and encodes 398 amino acids. Lineage: Eukaryota; Metazoa; Chordata; Aves; Passeriformes; Passeridae.
CCUCUGUGCACAGCCAGCUCAGUAAAUCUCAGCGUGACAGGCUCACAGCCCUGCUGCUGAACUUUUAACUUGAAGCUCUAGCAGGGUGCUGAGUAGCUCCAGCUACAUGACACGAGCUGUGAAAGUAAAUCACUUUGCUGGGAACAAGGGGAAGUCCAGCAUAUUGUUUUGCGGACUUUGCCUACAGUUUGCUUGCAGUGUAAGCAUAGAAUAUAUACACCUGGGAAGGCAGUGAGAGCGAGAUGGACUUCCAGCACAGAACUCAGCCGUUCCCCAUCCCAGAGGAUGAAGAGGUUGCGUACAAGGUCGCUCCCGAUGCUCACAACUCCGCAGGAAAUGAAGGCGAGAAACCGGUGUCAAAAUUGCAACGUAGGCACAGUGAAAUAAAACUCUACAAAGAGUUUUGUGACUUUUAUGCAAGAUUCAACAUGGCGAACGCUCUUGCAAACGCCAUCUGCGAGCGCUGCAGGGGGGGCUUUGCUCCUGCCGAGAAAAUUGUCAACAGCAAUGGUGAGCUGUACCACGAGCAGUGCUUCGUCUGCGCGCAGUGCUUUCAGCAGUUCCCUGAGGGGCUCUUCUAUGAGUUUGAAGGGAGGAAGUACUGUGAACAUGAUUUUCAAAUGCUUUUUGCCCCUUGCUGCCAUCAAUGUGGUGAGUUCAUUAUUGGUCGUGUUAUUAAAGCCAUGAACAAUAGCUGGCAUCCAGAGUGCUUCUGCUGUGAUAUCUGCCAAGCAGUAUUGGCUGAUAUUGGAUUUGUCAAGAAUGCUGGCAGACAUCUCUGCCGUCCUUGCCAUAACAAGGAAAAAGCCAGAGGCCUGGGAAAGUACAUUUGCCAGAAGUGUCAUGCUAUUAUUGAUGAACAGCCUCUCAUAUUCAAAAAUGAUCCUUAUCACCCUGAUCAUUUCAACUGUGCAAACUGCGGGAAGGAACUUACUGCUGACGCUCGUGAGCUGAAAGGAGAACUCUACUGCUUACCCUGCCAUGACAAAAUGGGUGUCCCCAUCUGUGGGGCAUGUAGGAGACCAAUUGAAGGCCGUGUGGUGAAUGCUAUGGGCAAACAAUGGCAUGUGGAGCAUUUUGUUUGUGCAAAAUGUGAAAAACCAUUCCUGGGCCAUCGUCAUUAUGAGAGAAAAGGCCUGGCAUAUUGUGAAACCCACUACAAUCAGCUGUUUGGUGAUGUUUGUUUCCAUUGCAACCGUGUGAUUGAAGGAGAUGUUGUGUCUGCUCUGAAUAAGGCAUGGUGUGUGAACUGUUUCGCUUGUUCAACUUGCAACACUAAGUUAACCCUCAAGGAUAAGUUUGUUGAAAUUGAUCUAAAACCUGUCUGCAAACACUGUUAUGAGAAAAUGCCAGAUGAAUUUAAGCGACGACUUGCCAAACGGGAACGUGACGCAAAGGAUAAAGAGAAGCAGAAAAAGAAAAAGCCAAUCUGUUUGUAAACUUCUUUUCCUUCUCAUGGCCACCUCUGCUCCUUUCUUCUGUGGAAUAAAUUUGUUGAGUUUGAUAUGAAGCCUGUCUGCAAAAAAUGUUACGAGAAGUUUCCCCUAGAGUUGAAGAAAAGACUGAAGAAAUUAGCUGAAACUUUGGGAAGGAAGUAAAGACUUCAUCUGCUCUCCUCUUCAUUGUGAAAAUCUUAUAGAUACUACUUGUGGGGUAGGGGGGAGUUGCUGCUUUGAGGCUGCAGUCAGACAACAGAUGCUGAUGCAUGCCUUUUAUCAACCCAACAUAUAUUAAGAUUCUCUCUUCUCUAUACAUGUAUGCUUACCUGUUGACAAACAGACCAUACUUCCAAAAUAAAUACCAGCUCACUUGAAAGGUUUCUGACCAAUAAUGCCAUUGUACCGAUGCAGGUGGCCCAUUCUGCACACUAAUUCUCUGUGGAACUCUUCAGAGAGAGAAAAUUUGCUUCUGCACACAAACUUUGCAAAUGUGCCCAACUUUAGGGAUGUGUAUUGUCAUUUAUGUUAGUGAAAAUAUUAACCUUCAUAUUAAGCAUGCAGACAAAACUCACCCAGCUCAAGUGAUUUGGGCAGGAAACCAGUACACUUUGCCUCAUGGAAAAAUUCACACUUGGAUUUCAGGCCAAGUCACCUCAUUAAGGAGCCUUAUUUGAGAUGGUUUGGAAACGAUCAGAUUUCUAAAUACAUCCACUGUACAGAUGACAUACAUAAAGUGAUAAAAAUGACAAAUUAUGCUUAUAUGAUGAAUGUUUCUACAUCAGGCUUAGCAUGAGAUACUUAUAUAAAAAAUGUAUUCCUAUUGCAAGAAACGAGCAUACUCAGAACUACUUGAAUUUUGCUAUAUUCCACUUAAAAUAACACAUUAACUUCUAUAUAUGCUUUUGCAUUCUAUUUACUUUUUGUGCCUUAUUCUGCUGGACCAUACAUAACAGUAUACCAUUAAAUAUAUAUAGUUUUAUAUUUUAUUUCAUAUUUUUAUGCAAAAACUAUUAUAGAAGGUAUUUUCAAAAGAUAACAUACUUUGCCUUAAUUAUACAGGAUGCAAGAAGUAUUUUAUUUGAAAUGUGAACAUCUGCAUUUAAAAUCUAGCUUCUAGACCUCAUUGAUUUUCAGAACAAUACUGAAAAUGCGUAUUUCAAUUAACUGGCAAUAUUACUUUUACACCUCUGUGUGUAAAUAUGCAAGGAUUGAUCCUGCUAGGAUCUACUUCUUUAGCCAUCCUCAAGGACUGAGCUUACAAAUAAUAAAAAUUCUUUAUAACAUACAUUUAAUUGUUUUAUACUAUUGAGUUUUGUCCAUGCAAAUUUGUUUUUAUUUUUUCCUUUGUUAUAGAAAAUACAGCUACUUAGGUCUUCUUCAUGGUACGAAGUAUGCAAACAUUUUUUUUUUACUUUUGUACAUUAGUGACUUAAACAGAUUUUCUGUAAUUAUGUAACAGGAAGUAAAAUUUUCUUUCCUGUUUAUGAAAAAUUAGUUACUUUAAAACAUCUGCUUUCCUGUGUCAUCAAUAAAGGCCAUGUUAUUAAA